UGCGCAGUAGAGCUGUGCUGACUACCAGAGCAAAUAGCGGCUCCAAGCUGCAGGAAGACACACGGAGCUUAGGAGCCGAGGAGCCGAGGAGCGGACAAACAACUAAUAGUCGCGGUAAAUUUGGCCUCCGCUCCCCGCCUGCCGCGCCAUGAGUGUCGGCGCCCCGCGAGGCCUGGCCAGCUCGGGGCAGAAGCACCUCGCAGACAUUGUCCACCCGCUGUCCGCCGCCGAGGAGCCUCUGUCCCCGGGGCCACAUGGCAGCGUCACCCCUGGGGGCCACAAGGAGGCAGGGCUGUCCAAUGGCACGCCAGUGGACACGCCGAGUCCCGCCUCUACGUCCUCACUGUUCAACAGGCUGCAGCUGGACGACGACCUGGAAUCCGACCCACGAGACCACUACGUUUCCACUGAAACCCGUGAUCUGUUUGUCACGGUGGACGACCCAAAGAAGCACGUCUCUACCAUGGAGACCUACAUCACCUACAGAGUGUCCACAAUGACGACACGGAUGGAAUUUGACCUGCCCGAUUAUUGCGUGCGGCGACGGUAUCAAGACUUCGACUGGCUGAGGAUGAAGCUGGAGGACAGCCAGCCCACCCACCUCAUCCCCCCUUUGCCAGAGAAGUUUGUGAUGAAGGGCGUGGUGGAUCGUUUUUCGGAAGAGUUUGUGGAAACGCGCAUGAAAGCGCUGGAUAAGUUCCUCAAACGGGUUGCAGACCACCCGGUCCUCUCCUUCAAUCCACAUCUUAACGCUUUCUUGUCUGCCAAGGACCUGAACAAGCGUCAAGGCCUGGCACUGCUCACCAAAGUGGGCGAGUCAGUCAAGCACGUGGCCGUUGGUUACAAGCUGCGGGCGCGGCCUCCCGACUUCUGCGCCAUGGGAGAGUACCUGGACACAUUCAGCCAGAAACUGGGGACCAUCGACCGCAUCGCUCAGCGAAUCCUCAAAGAGCAGUCAGAGUACCUGACAGAGCUGCGUGAGUACAGCACCAUGUACUCCAGCUGGGCGGGCUCGGAACAGGAGCUGCGGUGUCCCCUGGAGGGUGUGGCCAGCUCUGUGACCACGUCCUGCGGGGCCAUGGAUGACCUUAGUGAGAACAUCUGCCAAGACAUCCUGCCUGUGCUACGAGAGUACAUCCUUUACAUCGAGUCCAUGAAGAACGUUUUGAAGAAACGCGACCAAAGUCAGGCAGAGUACGAGGGACGCCUGGAAGCGGCCGUACUGCGCAAACAAGAGGACAAAACACCCAUGCCGGCUGAGGUGGAGCGCUGCCAGGACAAAAUGGAGUGUUUCAAUGCUGACUUGAAGGCCGACUGGGAGCGCUGGCAGAGCAACAAGCGACAGGAUUUCAAGCAGCUUCUGAGUGGCAUUGCAGAUAAAAACGUCAACUACUAUGAGAAGUGCCAAACAGCGUGGGAGUCUCUGGUUAGUGUCCUGCAGGACAAACAGACUGAGGACCAGCCAAGUCCUGCAGGACAAACAGACUGAGGACCAGCCAAGUCCUGCAGGACAAACAGACUGAGGACCAGCCAAGUCCUGCAGGACAAACAGACUGAGGUCCAACCAAGUCCUGCAGGACAAACAGACUGAGGACCAGCCAAGUCCUGCAGGACAAACAGACUGAGGUCCAACCAAGUCCUGCAGGACAAACAGACUGAGGACCAGCCAAGUCCUACAGGACAAACAGACUGAGGACCAGCCAAGUCCUGCAGGACAAACAGACUGAGGACCAGCCAAGUCCUGCAGGACAAACAGACUGAGGACCAACCAAGUCCUGCAGGACAAACAGACUGAGGACCAACCAAGUCCUGCAGGACAAACAGACUGAGGACCAACCAAGUCCUGCAGGACAAACAGACUGAGGACCAGCCAAGUCCUGCAGGACAAACAGACUGAGGACCAGCCAAGUCCUGCAGGACAAACAGACUGAGGACCAGCCAAGUCCUGCAGGACAAACAGACUGAGGACCAACCAAGUCCUGAAGGACAGACUGAGGACCAACCAAGUCCUGAAGGACCAACCCAGUGAGACAGACUGAGGCCUUUUUCUUUUUGUCACGCCAACAUUGACUGAGGACUUUUUCCUUGAUGGAAGUGACUUUGGGACCACUGGGAGAAGAGACUUUGUUUUUGCUGUUGUUGUUCCAUUCCUUUCUUUCUUACCUCAUCUCACCUGCUAACAGUUGCCAAGCUAAGAAGGAAUGUGUCAGUCUUUUCUACUUUCAGCGUGACAAAGUCACUCUGUUUACAAGCAACUCCUGAAACUCAAUCAACCCCCACCUUAAUUGCUAAAGAUUGUUCUCUAAAAGUCCAAACAUUUGUUGUAUUUUUUCCAUCCAGUUAUGUCCGAUUACUUGACAAAUCCAUUUUCAGCUUUGGAAGAAGUUGUGUGUCAGAUGUGUUGAGUGACACAGCAGCUUUCAGCUACGACCACUAAGAUGUCAGAUGUGUUGAGUGACAAGAUCACUAAGACCUAAAGGCUGUGCUCCAUCAGGGGAGGCAUCCAUCUUCCAAUAGUUGGGAGACUAAAUCACUUUUGCUAACUAGAGAAUCUUGUCUAGUUUGUCAUGUCAGCUGUGGAUGAAGGACAAGGAACCUGAAUCAGAUGUUGAAGUUCUGAUCAAACACUGACAUCUAGCGGCCAACAAGAGAACAGACAUUUUUGAGGUUUUUUUUUGCCAAUGCAUCUCAGUUGUAUCGUUCCAUUGUUGAAAAGCCUUUUAUAAGAAGUACAUGUUAUUAUAAAUAUCUCCAGUUUAUUUCUAAAUAACUUCAAGAAAGCAUAAUAUCCUAGGUGAAGUAUUCACUGCCGCACACCACAAUAGUAAAUAUAUACUGUAUAUAAAGACUGGGAUUUUGAUACAUGUCUUGUUUAUCUCUUUAGAUGGCUCACACAUGCAUUGCCAACUAUAAUAACUUUGUCAGUGUUUGACUUUCUUCUAUUCAUGCUAAAAGUUGCUUGAUCAUCACAUACAAAGCAAAUGGUCACUUGGGUAUUAGUGAUUGGACUUUACAGAUCUGCUUUAUUCUCCACAAUGAAGAGCUUAGUUAUUAUAUAAACUACAGCUGGGCUACACCAAAGUUGACCCUAUCUUUCAAUGCAAUGUAAAAAAUGCAGCAGUUAUUUUUUGUAAGAAACUAACAAAAAACAGCUUUGUUUACUUAUUUUGGUUGCCUUGUCUCAUUUGUCCCAAACUGACUGCUUGAGUUACUUGCUUUCUUUAGGAUGCCAGGAAACAUUUGCAAUAACAAUACUAAGCUAAUAUAUUUACAAAAAGAUGUUUUGUGUACGUUCACCAAGCCAAUGUGAAGCUCCAUGGAAUCAUUGAUUGCUUUAUCUCAGCGUGGGAACUAACUAACCUUUGUUUGUUUUCUUCAAGCCACAAAUAAGAAGAUGACUCAUGAAAGUGUAAAGAGUUUUGUUUUGUUGAAAUGUCAAACAAAUAAGCCCAAAUGUCAUCAUCGGAAUCACAAGAGAAAUAUGAUCAAUUGAACUUACUUAGUCUUUUUCUACAUAUUGUACAUCUUGUCACAAUAUAUAAAUAUAUACAAAGCUUGUAUAUUGAUGUUGUUUUGAUGCAAUUAUCUUUACCUCAAAUUAUUUUGUGUAUAUAUAUAUACACACACAUACACGCACACACACACAGCUUUAUUCUAGUCAUUAACUAUUGGGGGCAGACAACCUCAGAGCCAGUAAAGGUGGGGAUGUAGACCAGGGCGCAGAACUUCGGAGCCAGUAAAGGUGGGGAUGUAGACCAGGGCACCGAACCUCAGAGCCAGUAAAGGUGGGGAUGUAGACCAGGGCACAGAACUUCAGAGCCAGUAAAGGUGGGAAUGUAGACCAGGGCACAGAACUUCAGAGCCAGUAAAGGUGGGAAUG
Molecule: messenger RNA, 3880 nt
Organism: Entelurus aequoreus (snake pipefish)
Lineage: Eukaryota; Metazoa; Chordata; Actinopteri; Syngnathiformes; Syngnathidae
Product: sorting nexin-30-like
Exons: 9
Coding region: 149-1489 (446 amino acids)
Molecular function (GO): phosphatidylinositol binding
Source: RefSeq, a predicted model, not a curated record